Topomyia yanbarensis is the source of this 1983-nucleotide messenger RNA. RefSeq lists its product as uncharacterized. NCBI's taxonomy places the organism in Eukaryota, Metazoa, Arthropoda, Insecta, Diptera, Culicidae. The coding region runs from base 1 to 1983 and encodes 660 amino acids. The record is from RefSeq and is a predicted model, not a curated record. The transcript has a single exon. Gene Ontology annotation, molecular function: nucleic acid binding.
AUGCCUUCAUCGAAAAAUCUAGACUUGGAGCGAGGUGAAAAGUCCGAAUCAGUGCUGGGGAUUAAAUGGAUACCGUACGAAGACGUGUUUGUGUACUCCUUUGGUAUGAGAGAUGACAUACAGCGCAUUCUUCAUGAGGAUCACAUUCCCACCAAGCGGGAAAUCGCCCGAGUUGUUAUGAGCCUAUUUGAUCCGCUCGGUUUCGUCGCGUUUUUCCUUGUACACGGCAAAAUUCUUCUCCAGGACACGUGGGCGAAAGGUACGGAAUGGGACCAACAGAUUCCUGACGAUCUCAACAAGCGGUGGCGGCAGUGGUCGGAGCUCUUCGGACAGUUAAACCAGAUCCGUAUACCCCGGUGCUACUUUAGGUCACCCUUUCCUAAGAACCUGGAUCGCCUCCAACUACACGUGUUCGUAGAUGCUAGCGAAAUGGCGUAUGCUGCGGUGGCUUAUUUCCGACUGGAGAGUAACGGUUGCGUGCAAGUGGCACUCGUCGGGGCCAAAGUGAAAGUUGCCCCAUUGAAAACUUUGUCUAUUCCCAGACUCGAGUUGAAAGCCGCCAACCUCGGGGUUCGCUUGGCCGGCAGCAUCCAAAGUCAGCACUCUUACCCAAUCAAUUUCCGAUAUUUCUGGGGCGAUUCGAAAACCGUUCUCGCUUGGAUCAAAUCAAUCGAUCACAGACGGUAUCAUAAGUUUGUUGCUGUCCGCGUCGGCGAGAUCCUGACAACCACAGAGCCAAAUGAGUGGAUGUACGUACCAUCGAAACUCAACGUUGCUGAUCUCGCGACGAAGUGGGGAAUUGGUCCGCAGCUGACGAUGAACAGCCCUUGGUUCCAGCCUCAUGACUUCUUCCAAACCACCGAAAGGAAUUGGCCUACGCAACAACCGAUUGAGCCAACUGAGGAAGAACUAAGGAAUGCCCACUGUCAUUUCGCACACUUUGCGUUGGUGGAAUUCACCCGGUUUAGCAGUUGGACCAAAAUGCACCGUUCAGUAGCAUACGUGCUUCGCUUUAUCAACAACAUUCGGCGGAAGAAAGGAAGAGCUAAAGAGCUCGGCAAUCUUACCAGCGAUGAGCUACGACUAGCGGAAGAAGAGUUGUGGAAGAUGGCGCAAGGCGAUGUUUAUCCUGAUGAAAUCGCCGUACUCGUCCAAACUCAAGGUCCACCAGAUCGACGUCAUAAUGUUGUGGAUAAGACCAGCGACAUCUACACCAAGUGGCCGUUCCUCGAUGAGAAUGGAGUUCUGCGGAGUCGUGGCCGAAUCGGUGCGGCACCCUACACACCGACCGAAGCUAAGUUUCCCGUAAUCCUACCCAAACAACAUUUAAUAACCUUCUUACUUGUAGACUGGUUCCACCGCCGCUUUCGCCACGCCAACCGAAAGACCGUCUUCAACGAAAUUCGCCAACGAUUCGACAUUUCGCAACUGCGUCGAUUGUUAGACAAGGUCACACGAAGCUGCGUCUGGUGCAGAAUUGCUAAGUCUUCCCCGAGACCGCCCGCUAUGGCCCCACUACCGGAAAUGCGGGUAACUUCGUUCAUCCGGCCAUUUACCUUCACCGGGCUGGACUACUUCGGGCCGGUGCUCGUCAGAAUGGGCAGAAGCAACGUCAAGCGCUGGGUAGCCCUCUUUACGUGUCUCACCACCAGAGCCAUCCAUUUGGAAGUGGUACACUCACUGAGUAUGGAGUCGUGCAUCAUGGCUGUGCAACGCUUUGUCUCCCGCCGGGGUAUGCCGCGGGAAUUCUGGUCGGACAAUGCCACCUGUUUCCAGGGCACUAGCAACAAACUGGAAGUGCACAACAAGAUGAUGUCGGAAAAGUUUACUACCUCACAAACUACAUGGAAGUUCAUUCCACCUGCUUCCCGCACAUGGGCGGUGCAUGGGAGAGGCUCGUUCGCUCGGUCAAGGUGGCAAUCGGGGCGACGCUGGAUGGUACCCGAAAACCUGACGAUGAAACACUGGAAACAAUCUUGUUAG